This is a messenger RNA of Linum tenue, 1243 nucleotides long. The record is from the annotation of a GenBank genome assembly. NCBI's taxonomy places the organism in Eukaryota, Viridiplantae, Streptophyta, Magnoliopsida, Malpighiales, Linaceae.
AUGCAUGCAGCAGACGCCCAGGGACUGGGCGUAACCCUAGCCCGGGAGAUGCAAUCCCCGCCGUCCCCCAAAUCCAUCAUGUGGCUCCUCCGCCAGAAGUCCAUGAAGCGUGCCAAAGUCUACGACGCCUUCUACGACCGGGACCUCCUCACCGCCCUCCAGGACACCGGCGUCGACGUCCUCGUCGGCAUGAGCAACGCCGACGUCGGCCGCGUCGCCGCCGACGAUUCGUCCAACGAGGCCGCCAAGUGGUUGGAGUCCAACAUCAAGCCGUUCUACGGCCGGGUGAGCUUCCGGUGCCUCCAGCUCGGGUCGAAGAUGGCGCUGCAGGGGAACCACGAGAUCUCGACGCUGCUCCAGGCCAUGGUUCACGUCCAGGCCGCGCAGAAGAGGCUCGGCCUCGAUAUCUCGCUGGGGAUUGAUUUGGAUAAUGCGGCGCUGGCGGAGUCUUUCCCGCCGUCGGCGGCGGCGUUCGACGGGGCUAUAUUGCCGGUGCUGAGGCCGUUGUACGUGACAGACCCAUACUACGAGUACAAGGGCAUGAACAUCGACUACGCGCUCCUCAACGGCGACUCGCCGGCGGUGACGGACAACGGCCUCCAGUACACCAACAUGAUGGACGGCCUGUUGGACGCCUUCUACACGUCCCUCAGCAAGCUCGGGAUCACGAUGCGGGUGAUCGUCGGCGAGACCGGUUGGGCGUCGGGCUCCACCGUCAAAUACGCCACCCCGAAGCUGGCCGGCGAGUACAUCUACAACCUGGCGGAGCGGCUGAGGAACAACGUCGGGACGCCGCUGAAGCCCAACUGGCCGGUGGAGACUUUCAUCCACACGCUCUACGUCCAGGACAAGAACAACAACGGGAUGUACAAGUGGUACGGAAUGUUUUAUCCCAAUGGGUCGCCGGCGAAUCCUUUCCUCAACCUUUGAUAACAAAGAGGAAAGAGAGAGAGAGGGCUUAAAUUAGGGUAUUGUAUUUUUUUUUUUUAAUCAGGCGAAUUCGAGCUGGAUUGAAUAGGGUUAUGGUUUUGUUAAUCACUCUGCACUCACUUUAACUUUUAAAGUGGGAAAACACAUACUUUUUUCGGACUAAUACUAUCAAUUAUUGUGUGUUGCAUGCCUAAUAUCCAUUACAUUUAUUCUGAUUUGCUACAUUUUCCCCAAUUUGCAUUGAAUUCAAUGUAAUUUUUUUAUGGGAAUUCAAUGUAAAUUUAGGUAACCGGCUUAAUUGACUAAUUAGGGA